AUGUUGUUCUGGACUACCAUUCUGUCGGCCGCUAUUGUGGCAGGUCUGACUGUCGAUGAAACCGACAAUGGCAUUGUUGUCGAUGUUGAGGGUGACGAUGGCUUCGUUGUGACUAUUGACAACACGGGCUCCAUUUCCUCGCUUCAGUACCGGGACACCGAGUAUCAGUAUUCUGGGACUCUGAGCCACAUUGCCUCUGGCCUUGGAAGCGAUACGACCGUUUCUCAGACUACCGAAGGGAACUAUGCCAUUGUCUCGGCCACAAUCAAGAGCGACGAGUUUGACUUGACUCAUUAUUAUGUCUUCCAGGAUGGCCUCAGUGCAAUCUACAUGGGCACAAACUCGAACUCGCAACCGUCUGUCGGGGAACUGCGCUACAUUGCACGUCUUGUUGGCCUUCCUGAAGCUUAUAAGGAGGGCGAAGUGUCCGAUAUCACCGGCGGUGGAGACGCUAUUGAGGGCAGUGAUGUAUUCGUCGUUGACGGCCAGACGCGCAGCAAGUUCUACUCCUCGCAACGCUUCAUCGACGACUCGGUAUACUGCGCCUACACCUCCGACAGUAGUGUCCACGCCUGCUUCCUGUCUGACACCCGCUCGCGCGAAAAGUCCUCUGGCGGUCCUUUCUUUAGAGACAUCGACCUGAAUCUCGGUAGCGACUACCAUUCCGUGACCUACUACAUGAACUCCGGACACGUACAGACAGAGGCCUUCCGAACGGGCUUCUUCGGCCCUUACAUCCUUUCGUUCACGGGCUCCACAAUCCCGGCCUGGUCCGACUUCGACACUUCCUUCUUCGACGACCUCGCAUUAGACGGGUACGUUGGCUCCUCAGGCCGUGGGGUCGUAGCAGGCUCCGUCAGUGGGACAUCAGACUCCCACCCUGCCAUCGUGCACUUCUACAACGACGACUACCAGUCCUGGACAAACGCCUCUGACGGCUCCUUCACAUCCCCUCAACUCGCGGAGGGCUCAUACACUGUUGCGCUGUACCAAGACGAACUCCUCGCCGCCAACACAACCGUCUCCGUCUCCGCCGGUGCAACAGCCACAGCCUCCCUAUCCGCCGGCAACGAAAUCAUAACCGCCGAACGCACAACAAUCUUCCAAAUCGGAGAGUAUGACGGAACCCCAGCCGGACUCCUAAACGCAGACAAACAGCUCAGGAUGCACCCCUCCGACGACCGCAUGGCCGACUGGAACCCCACGCCCUUCGUCGUCGGCACGGCAGAGGACUCGGAGUUCCCCAUGGCGAUCUUCACAGACGUCAACAAUAACUUCGAGAUCCAGUUCUCGCUAGACGAGGAGAUUUCCGCGGAUACCGUUACCGUGCGGAUUGCGACGACGUUGGCCUUUGCGGGCGGCAGGCCGCAGAUUACCCUGAAUGAGGAUGAGUGUGAGGCCCCUGAGGCGCCGGCGGAGAUUGACUCGCGCGGUGUAACCCGUGGGGCGUAUAGAGGCAAUGGAGAGGUUUAUAGCUGUGAUUUUGAGAAGGGGAGUUUGGUUGUUGGUGACAACUCGGUGUUUAUUAGUGUUGUGUCUGGGAGUAGUGGGGAGGAGUUUUUGAGUCCGAAUGUGGUUAUUGAUGCUGUUGAAGCCUUUUAUUAG
Messenger RNA from Aspergillus puulaauensis, 1605 nucleotides. RefSeq lists its product as uncharacterized. Bases 1 to 1605 code for a protein of 534 amino acids. Gene Ontology annotation, molecular function: carbohydrate binding; carbon-oxygen lyase activity, acting on polysaccharides. The record is from RefSeq and is a predicted model, not a curated record. The transcript has 4 exons. NCBI's taxonomy places the organism in Eukaryota, Fungi, Ascomycota, Eurotiomycetes, Eurotiales, Aspergillaceae. Gene Ontology annotation, biological process: pectin catabolic process.